Molecule: messenger RNA, 879 nt
Organism: Mycena indigotica
Lineage: Eukaryota; Fungi; Basidiomycota; Agaricomycetes; Agaricales; Mycenaceae
Exons: 3
Coding region: 10-879 (289 amino acids)
Source: RefSeq, a predicted model, not a curated record
CAUGAACUCAUGAUCAGCGUAUCGGCGUCCCUUCCGCCUGAGCUCGAGCGCCACAUAUUCGAGCUCACUGUCCUGCUACAUCCUGUGACGGGCCCCAAGUUGAUCCUGGUUGCUCAAAGGGUUUAUGAAUGGCUUCUACCGUUUCUUUACCGUCAAAUAGACCUUAUUCAAGAGACCCACGUCCACACAUUCCUCAGCGCAAUGGCAUCGGACCGCCAGUCGUUGCUGCUUGGAGUGCAUGACAUGGUGUUUCCGAAUACCCCCACCACUCGUCAGCAUCGUGUUGCUCUCUACACUGGGUUACGCUUUUGUCGCAACCUUUCGGGGCUCGCACUCGCAGCGUUUGCAUCUUCCGAGAUACUAGACCACCAAACUCUCGCAUCUAUAAAUUUGCGGCGCUUUACUGCCUCGCUGUAUCCGUAUCUCCGCACGGGCAUUGACCAGGGCUUACUUCUCUCCGCAUUCCAACACCUGACGCAUCUCCACUGCCUCAUGGACACAGGCGACAACACAGACGCCCUCCGCCGCUUCAUCGUGCAGCUGCCGGCGCUGACGCAUCUCGCGCUGACGUGGUUCACCGAGCCGGGCUAUGCCGAGCGCCUAGCGGGCGAGCUCCCGCGGUUGCGUGUUUUCAUCCUCGCCGUGACCGCCGCCGAGUUCCGGGGUAUAUCGGCAGAGAGUCCUGUGUUCGACCGCGCCACCUUUCCGGAGCUCCGCGACCAGCGCAUUGUCGUGUCGGUGUUCCGGCAGUGGUACGAGGGUAGCCUGAGCAAUGCCUCUGUGACCGGUGAAAAGAACCUCUGGGAUCUCGCCGAGGAUUUUAUCGAGGCAAAGGCGGCGGGGUCGGUGCCAGCCAGCGAGCUCUGGGCACGUCCUUGA